AUGCCCAUUUGGAACGGCCUUCGUCGCCGUAUAUCCCUGCAACAGCUCUCGCUGUACCUUGUGGAUGAAGACUACACGCUGAACCGCCGAGGAAGAGCGUCUCGGGAAGAUUCCAGAGACCUGACGGCAGAUAUCGAUAGCGAUUCGCUUAUGAGAAUGGGACUCAUGCACAGCAGUAGCACUGAGGGCCCUGAAGAGCCUAGAAGGAUGUCUGUGAUGGAUAAUGUGUUUGACCCAGAUGAACCGGUUCCGCUGUAUGAGCUGUCUCAGGAACACCACCAUCGGAAUAGACCUGAUUUUCAAGUUGGCGUGGACUGUGAAGACAGACUACGGCACAGUGUGGACCUGACUCCACCAAACGAGUGUCUGACACCUCCACCGCCUCCUCCAUUGGACCAGAACACGUACCUGUUUCUGGAUCCGUCGAGUUUGGCGCUGGUGAAUUCAAACAGUUCCAGCAGAUCGACGCUUAUACAUCAGAAUGGCAGUCUACGGCCUUUCUACGAGUCCAGACGGUCCAGAAACGGUAGGGAACUGAGAGAACAAAGCAGAGAGCCCCAGCCACGGAAACGGUCGCUUAAAAACUUGGGGCUUAAGUUUUUGAAUGCUAGACAACACUUUUUGCUUGCGGUUUGCCGGGAUGUAUCGUUAAUUCCGUGUAUUAUGGGACUCUGUGAGUCCUGGUGGAUCGUGUUUAUCAGGUCAGAGAAGUUUUCAAGUGACUCUGCUGGUAUCACUACGGCUCGUGGCUCGGAGCACUUUCUUGAAGGCAUUUGGUGUAUUGUUGCUGGCUACUUGCUGUACUCGGUGCUUGACGGUUUAAUGGUUCGUUGGAUCGUCACUUACUCUACUACCGGUGCCAUUGUACGGAUGUUAUCCAUGUCAACAAUUCUUGUGGCCAUUGAACAGUAUUUGGUCUCGGCUUUCUCGGCUGAAGGGUACCAGUAUGGACUUCAUACGUGGAUAUUGAUAUCAUGUGCAUUGACGUUGCUUUACAUUGUUCAGAACUUUGUCACGUCGAAUAUCGAUCUUAAAGGUAAACGACGUGCACGAUUCUUUGAUUUUUAUAACAUUGUUGUGUUUGCCGUGGUGCCUGUUGGACUAGCAUCAUUUAUCACCAUGAUUGGACUAUUACGGUCGUUAUUGAUUCUUCGGCUUGACAUUGAGGAACAGAGGCGAUGA
Molecule: messenger RNA, 1182 nt
Organism: Candidozyma haemuli
Lineage: Eukaryota; Fungi; Ascomycota; Pichiomycetes; Serinales; Metschnikowiaceae
Exons: 1
Coding region: 1-1182 (393 amino acids)
Biological process (GO): cellular response to oxidative stress; protein N-linked glycosylation
Cellular component (GO): endoplasmic reticulum membrane
Source: RefSeq, a predicted model, not a curated record